Molecule: messenger RNA, 1813 nt
Organism: Volvox carteri f. nagariensis
Lineage: Eukaryota; Viridiplantae; Chlorophyta; Chlorophyceae; Chlamydomonadales; Volvocaceae
Exons: 7
Coding region: 1-1608 (535 amino acids)
Molecular function (GO): hydrolase activity, hydrolyzing O-glycosyl compounds
Source: RefSeq, a predicted model, not a curated record
AUGACAGGCGCCAAGGUUCGGCGUGCGUUCAACAUCGCAGCGGCCUAUGGUUGCGAGUUCGUGUGCUUCGAUUAUUCGGGAUUCGGUGCGUCUCGUGGUCGCCAGUUCGAGUCCUGUGGGCUGCAGAACUGGAUCUAUGACGCGGAAGCGCUCCUGACACGCGUGGUUCGCGCUCGGCGGGUUAUCCUUGUAGCCUUAGGAAGCUCUAUCGGCGGUUGGGUGGCGCUGAGGCUGCUGCAGCGGCAGGCAGAGAAUCAGGCCAGUAGUGGAAGCAGCAGUGGCAGCAGUCCCCAUACAACCCCUCUCACCGCCGCCUUUGGUUCCGACCGCUUUGACCUCAACCGCUGCUGCCCCCCCCCCGCAUCACGUGGGCUCAUGAUAACGGUCAGAUCCCACCCGGGCCAGGAUAACGACAACGAACCGUCCGCAGUCGAGCAGCAGUUACUACCACUACAACCACCACAACCACAGAUGUGUCCUGUGGAACCCCCUGAACCGCCACCCUCGUCCUUACCACCGCUACCGCCACCCCCACCACCCCUACGGCCACCCCCACCACCCCCACCAUCGCCACCGCCACCAUCACGUUCUCCUCUUGCUGCCGGGCCAUCAUCACCCACCAUCGCGGGGCUGCUCCUUAUCGCCCCAGCAAUCGACAUUUCCGAACUUCACUGGGCCGCUCUCAAGGAAGACCAACAGCACGGCGUACUGCACGACGGCGCCCAGGUCUCUCUGGGGUCGCCGUACGAAAUGGACGGCGGCGACACCGUCGGUGUGUCGUACUUUAGCCAGGGCAGGCGCAACCUGGUGCUUUGCCCGUCGUGGGUGCGUGACGAGUCACUGAAGCCUGGUGAGUCCUACCUGCCGGGGCCGCUGCAGCGGCGGCAACGACAGCUGGGCUCAUCCCCGCUGACACCGCGUCAUCAGCCUCUUGGAGCUCCUCGGCAGCAGCAGGCGCUGCAAGCAGCUGCAUCCUCAUCCGCAGCAACAGCAACAGCAACCGUUAGGGCAGAAGCCACAGAAGCCGUAUUUCUGCGAUCACCACCACUUGAUUGCUGUCUCCACAGCAGAUUUGGUGAACACGGUGUUGGUGUUGGUGGUAUCAAUGAUGAUGGUGCUAGAGGUCAUGAUGAUGGAGAUCAUGGUGAUAGUGGUGUUGGUGUUGGUGGUAUCAACGGAUUUGCGCCGGCUGAUGUUCCGAUAGUGAUCCUGCACGGCAGCAAUGACGAGGUGGUUCCCAGGGAGCUUGUGGAGGCGCUGCUGGCAGUUCUCAACCGCCACAAUGAACUUGCCGCAGCUGCCACCCUCUCCGCCAGCACUAAUAAUGCCGUCGCCACUACCGCACCUGGUCCUGCUGCGGCCGCCAACGCCAAUACCAGCACCAAUGCCGUCGUAUUGCAGUUGCAGCUGGAUUUGGUGUCUGAUGGUGACCACCGACUGUCCUGUGCAGCGGGGCUCGGGGCGCUGCAGAGGCGCCUGGUAGCUCAGCCGGAUGGCGGUGGUGGUGGCCCGGCCCCAGCCCCGGGUGGCGCUGCAAUCUCACGGUCCCUCUUGUCCGGUCCCCAGUCGUCGUACAUGAUGACGUGGUGCUACAUUGCCAGCCCCUAAAUCCUGUGCUGCAUUAAAAGCCGGUCUUGGUUACGCCAUGGAAAAAGCCAUGAAAAGCCACCACGAUCCCUCUGCCCUCCUACUCAAGGAUAUGUCUUUAUAUGUGUAUGUAUAUAUGUAUGUAUGUAUAGUUAUGACGACCGACUGACACAAGGGGUUCACAAGGACUCCGCCAAGGCCCCCGCCCCGGCACUGCUGGGUUACA